ACAUCAUAAAGUCUUUGUCCAAGGACUUGGACUGUCCCAGACUGUCUCAUCCAAGAACAUGUCCCGUCCCAGUCACAACACUGCAUCCACGUGGUGCUAGUCACCUGACUUCGGAGGCGAAAUUCAGCCAAAAAUUUGUUUACACUCCUUUUGCAUGGGAAGCAGCCGGUCUUCCAAUGAAAAAAGGGACGUUCAAGUUGAACAGUUUUGAAGAGAAAAAGAAGGUUAGCAAUAAAGCUCUUGAAGAAAUUUCAGUCUCAUCCAAUCAAGCACAGAGUAUUGGAAAGUUGAAAGGGAUUACUGAGAGACUAAGAUCCUGCCCAAUAUUCUACAUUUCAACUGAGAUGCAGUAUGAUGACAGUUCCUAG
Messenger RNA from Funneliformis caledonium, 368 nucleotides. Lineage: Eukaryota; Fungi; Glomeromycota; Glomeromycetes; Glomerales; Glomeraceae. The record is from the annotation of a GenBank genome assembly.